GAGCGCUCUGAGAAUGCCUGCCAAACACACCCUAGCCCAUUCCUAUUCUUCUGAUUAUUUCAGUCUGAUGAUCUGGAUCCGCGGUCACUACCUGCCCUAAGUAGAUGUAUUCCCUCACCACUUCCAAAGCCUCGCUACCUAUCGUAAACUGUUGUUCUCUUCCGAGACUGUGAAACCUUACUUUAGUUACGCCAAAGAUAGUGUAGGCGAAAGUCCGCGCGCUCAAGAGACAUUCAUUAAAUUACUUGACGUUCUCGUUCGGAUGCGUUGUUACUUCUUGUUUUCUCCCACCAGAAAUGGUGGCUUCGAGUGCCUUAAUUGACGCUACAUUAUUUAACUGUACCUUAAUUAACUUUACCCUAAUUAAAACGAGUAAUGUGUGCUCGAUUGGUUUAAUUAAAUGCAUAACAAUUAAGUGUGUCACUUCGCCCUAACGCCAAAACGUCGUUUGUUCUACUUCCACGUAAGCUCGAUGGUUCGACUCCCACCGAAGGUCUUACGUCAGAGUGCCUGAGUUAACUCUAUCUUCAUUAGCUUUACCUUUAUUUCUGUGGCAUGAUGAGCGGCAUCGGAGCCACCGGUGAAGGAAGACGACGACGAGCGCGAGAGCAGUGAAAAAAAAAAAAAAAGAUACUGUUCGCCUUACAAAAAAAAAAAAAAAAGAUACUGUUCGUUCUCGUCGACCCUCCCGAUCCCCAGAUUCCCCUUAUCUAUCUUCUUCCUUGACACAUCCGCGCGCCCUGUUUUCGAUACCGGGAAGCUCGAGGGCGAGGCCGGUAUCAGGCCCAUUGCGCGCGCAUAUGUUACCCCUCCCCUCCCCCCCCCUCCCUUUUACGCUAUUGACUCGCCUCGGCCUGCCGGUCGGUGCGCAUGCCUGCCUCGUUGCGCGACGGCUUCCUCCGCGUCCCGUGCGAUAACCGUGACGGCCUCUUCACGAGCCCGCUACGAACGUCACGAUAAGAAAGACGCUGCAUAUCGCGGCGCCCGGGCUCGCGCGCGAGGGGUGGAGGAGGUUUUCGGGCAUUGUCUAUGGACACGGGCGCACCAACCUAGUCGUCUUCCUGCCUUCUUUUUUUGUGAAAAAGGAAGGCAUUCAGUUCCCGAAAGGCCACCCGAGCGGGUGCACCUGAACACGCCCGCACGCCGUGCGAGCAAGCGCAACGAGAAUCUCAUUCCCUCCUUAGACGGCUCCGGGAAAAGUGGGUCUGUCGGCACAAUGAAACAGAGUUCGGGAUCUCUGACGUUGACUCCGGUGCACCUGAAUGGCUACGACGCGGCGGCCCACCAACAGCCUCCCACGGUGACGGCGAACAAGAGCCAAGAUGGCGACGACGACGAGUUCGCGCCUCACCCGCCCCCCAGGGAGCGUGCGGAGUCGGUGACGUCGCGAGGCAACUGGGGCAGCCGCUGGGAGUUCCUGCUCUCCUGUGUGGGCCUCUCCGUGGGCAUCGGCAACGUGUGGCGCUUCCCCUACCUCGCCUACCAGAAUGGAGGAGGCGCCUUCCUCAUCCCGUACCUCAUCAUGCUUGCGUUGGCCGGCAAGCCCAUGUAUUUCCUGGAACUCGCCUUCGGACAGUUCUCCGGUCGGAGUCCGCUCACAAUCUGGGCCUGCGCGCCCAUCUGCAAAGGUGUCGGCUUCGCCAUGGUGUGCGUCUCCAUGGUGGUGGCGGUGUACUACAACGUCAUCAUGGCCUACACCAUCUACUACACUGCCUCCACGUUCCAGUCGCAGGUGCCGUGGGCUCGCUGCGACCCGCGGUGGGCCAACGACACUCCCUGCUUCGUGAGGUCGCAGAACACUUCGGAUGUUAACCUGAACGUGACAAAGCCUUCCAGCCAGGUCUACUGGGAGCGUUACGUGCUGGAGAUCAGCGACGGCCUCGAAGACCUGGGCGGAAUCAAGUGGGACCUGGCGUUGUGCCUGCUGCUCAGCUGGAUCAUCGUGGUCGCCUGCCUCGUGAAGGGCAUCAAGACCUCGGGCAAGGUGGUCUACUUCGCGGCCACCUUUCCCUACGUGAUCCUCAUCACGCUCAUGAUAACCGGCCUCUGCCAACCGGGCGCCAUCAACGGCGUGCUCUACUUCAUCACUCCCUCCUUCGAACGGCUGCUGGACAUUAAGGUGUGGCAGGCCGCAGCGGGACAGAUGUUCUUCUCGCUCAGCCUGUCCAUGGGUGGUCUCAUCAUGUACAGCAGCUACAACAAGUUCUCAAACAACGUAUUCAGGGAUGCCAUGAUAGUCAGCGUGCUCGACACGUUCACCAGCAUCAUAUCGGGAAUGGUCAUUUUCUCCGUCCUUGGAGCGAUGGCCCACGACCUGGGAAACGUCGAUGUGAAGGAUGUCGCGCAGGGAGGUCCAGGCCUGGCGUUCGUUGCGUAUCCAGAGGCACUGACGCGGUUACCGGUUCCACAACUGUGGUCCGUUCUGUUCUUCCUCAUGCUAUUCAUACUCGGUCUCGACUCGGAGUUUGCCAUCCUGGAGACAUUCGUGACCAGCGUUUGCGACCAGGCGCCGUACCUGCGAAAGCGCAAGUGGGCAUUCACCAUCGUCAUGGGCAUCGUUUGCUUCCUACUUGGCCUCCCGAUGGUUACUAGGGGCGGCCAGUAUAUAUUCGAGAUCGUGGACAGGUUUGGAGGCAGCACGACGCUAACUUUCAUCGGUCUUGUUGAAGUCAUCUCACUCAUUUACAUAUAUGGAUAUUCCAGGUUCUCGGAUGACGUCUACUUUAUGCUGAACAGGCGUCUGGGAUGGUACUGGAAGGUGACGUGGACUGUCACUUCUCCACUUGUGCUCCUGGUCAUCUUCAUCUUCUCGAUGUUGGAUCAGAAUGAACCCGUAAAGUACGGCAACUACGAGUACCCGCCCUGGGCAAUCGGCAUCGGCUGGGCUAUCACGUUGUUCGUCAUGUUGCAAAUACCUUUCUGGGCCAUCGUCGCCGUCCACAGGGCGCCUGGGAACACGCUGAUGCAGAAAAUGCGCCACGCCUGCCGACCGUCCAAGCACUGGGGCCCGUCCGACGCGUCCCUCAAGGAGCAGUGGAAGGCGGCGACAGGACAGGCGCAGCCGGCCGUCAAGGUGGAGCUCAAGAAGUUCUCCCAGGCCGACGCCUGCUACACCGUAAACGGCGUCGAGAACAAGGCAUACGUCGUCACGGAACGGGACGCUCGCUGACCGCACGUUUAGGGGGCAGCCAGCGCAGCGCCUGCCGGGACGCCUGCGGCCUGACCGCCUUGCCUCUCCGGGUGAUACGCCGACGUCCAGAGUGUGUGCGUGUUUGCGGCGCGUGGAUAUGUGAGUGUGUGAGUGCGUACUUGCGUGUGUGCUGUGGGACUCGAAGGCGGCAGCAAUCAGUGGAAACUAGCUGUCCCACAACUGACCAUCUAUCUCGUCGUGUCAUCGAUGCCAUAAGUGCCUCGUGCCUGUACAGUUCUGUUCGCUUUCUGUACGUGAUUCGUGUGCCUGAGCUUUGUGUCGCUGCGUGGCUACGUGGUCACGUGGCUCUUUAACCGGUUAUGAACAAGGGCUGUGCAAGGAGUCUUCUGGCGGCCGUGUCUGCAGUUCAGCGUUCGCAGAUCAGCUGUGAGCCCCAAUUGAAUGUGCUGAAUUUACUAGUGGAAUUAUCGGACGAGAGAGAAAACCCGUGUGGCAGGCAACCUACGCAGGAGGGGCACUAACCGCAGGAACACGAAAAGAAACGCAGACAGAGCGCUUUCUCUAUCAUUGUUAUCGUUAGCGCCAUUUCCUCACUACUUGACCCCCGUGUAUUCGCUACUUCAACUCAAUUCUCCAAGAUCAAUGUAACGAGAACUGCCAGCAAGUAGCUGUGCGAAAGGCGGAGCAGUCUCGGCCGGCACAAUUGACACAUGGGGAAAUUAUUCGCAAGUUUGGUUAGGUCGGUUGUGCCGUAAAAAAUAUACGCAAGAAAUGGCGAUAAACACGAACUAAGCAACGACACGCGCUGGAAGCGUGUGAAUGCAACAAAAGGUUCGUUCCUUGUAAUCAAGCAAAGCACUAGACCGAGCACAUCUUCUUGGGAAAUGCGAAAGUUACAGAUACCACUGUGUGUGUGUAUUCUUCGGUUGUGGGCGUUCCGCACUUCAAUAUAUGUGCGUCGAAGUGCUUUGACAGAUGUGAAUGGUGAAUAUGCAAGAACGACUGGGUUCUAUUUCAUUUGUCAACUUUCUCCUUCUCUAGUUCAACCGUGUAGACUCCAGAAAUAAGCUGCUACUCCUGCGCUCGUACCUGGCCCCAGUGAAGUCGAAAACUCGAGGAGUUUCGAAAAAGUCUCUCUGAGAUUACGAUGUCGGCAAUGUGAUGUUUCAACGUGUGGCGCCUCCCUGGGGCUCAGAAAAGUCAUAUUUUUAUAUUUCGUAUCAAAACAAAACAUGGUACUUGCGUCAAAGCAACCAUUAUUUUGUGCGUUGCGAUGGGCAUCAGCUUGAAGUAGGACAGCGGUUUCAAUUAGACGCUAACGUCACUUUCAGGCCUAGUGUGCACUAAACAAAACAAUGCAACAUAUUCAACAUUCAAGGCACAUUUAUUUGCAAGUUUAAAUUACUUUUCACUGCAGAUUAAUUGCGCGGUAAAAGCCAGGCAAUUCUCGGUUGCGACUUACGCAAGUGACGAAGGAUUUGUUGUGGGCAGAAGGCUGUAGCCUACACUGCACACGUUGUUCCUCUGUAGCCUAUCUUCGCAGUAAGCGCUUUAUUGCAGCUAUAGUGAGAAAAAGGGGAUUGCUGAAUGUGUUCAGCAAUAUGUGUCGUUUCAGAUCAAGGCGAAGCAUGAGCUGAACCUGUCCUGGUGCACCUAUAGGAUGUCAUGUUUGCUGUUGUUCAGAUGAAAGAAGUACGUGAAGCCAAUACGUGAGCGCUGUCAACUGGCAUAUGCAAAUUGCGGCUCACGGGUGUCCGCACAGUUACAAUUGUCGCGCAGCUGAAUUCGCCAAAGCGUUUCCUUCGCUUGUCAAUGGCCGGCCUCCUUCACUAAUCAUAUGAGCAAUAUCACAAUUGUUCUCGCACCAGCUCUUGUGAUUAGCUCAGGCCUAAGGAAUAUCUUGAAAAUACGGCUGGCGGGCGAUCUCGUUACCGUUGCUCGCCAAGUGGCGCAAAGUUUUCAGUGCAUGGGUAUUCGUAGGAAACGUCGAACUUUCACCACGUUCCCAAGCGCGGAAAUUUCCGAAACUGCUUCCAUUACGAAGACGCAAAAAAAGGCGAGGCGUAGUUGUAUGUCACUUGUGCAACAAAUGUUGUUGGGUUUCAUAAGUGCUCUAAAAUAUUUGAGACUGCCAGAAUCUGCGUUUCUUGCCUGUGUGUAAGCAAUGAAGAUUCCGGAGCAAUGCCACACGGAAGCAGAACGACUUGAGCUGAUGGUUCCUGCUUCGUGUGUGAUAAUUGAGCUGGAUAUUAAUAAAAGAUGUCACCUAGAAAAUGAUGACGAAAUCGCGUUGCAGAUUUCUUUUGCACUUUCACAAAAGAAUUUCUAUUGCAAUAACGAAUGUGGAUUGCAGGGACAGCAUCAGGUUGCUCUGUCUGGAGUCGCUCACGCUUCGAGCGCUUAUAGUCAUGCGGGCUGAGCGCCUGCAUGUUUUGCUCUUCAUUGCUUUCACUGUCCACACUUUAAUGACUGCACGACUGCGGUCAACUUACGAUGGCUGCGUGAACUCUUUUUUCCUCAGUGUUUUCGCUCAUCAUGUGAUCAGUGUCUUAAGUUUUGCAUUGGAUCUCAAGUGCACGCAACCUUCACUGACUCCGUUUUAUAGCUCAGGGAUUUUUGUACUCCUUGAUUACGCCUAUCAGCGUUGACACUAUAGAGAGAUUAGCGAAGCUCGAGCAUCAUGGCUGGCAGCUUUUUUUUUUAGGUACUGGGGAUUUUCGCCACUUUUUUUAGUGCAAGAGCGUUGAGGGCUACAUCACCGGCGGAUUGCACAUUUGGCUGACUUUAAGUCAACGUAAAUACUCCAUUGCAAUUACUUUUGAAAAGUAUGAAUGGCUAGAGGUGUGCGAAUCUUCCAUGUUUCGUAAAGGAAUCGACUAAAGGAUCUAAAGAACAUCAAUUCGAUUGCGCGAAUUUUGUGUACAUAUUUGUUUUCAUAUAGAACAUGUCACGGGCCUGUACAAAUGUAAUUAUGAGUAAUUAUUGUAUCCCCCUUUUGAUACAAAAAUGUCCAUGCAGGUGAUGCAUCUGAUGCUUCAGGUGUUUGUUUUAUGGCAACCAAAAAAAAAAUGCCACGAGCUUUUAUUUUUCGCUCACAUGCGAGUUGCCUGCGAGUUGUUUUUUUCCUUUGCAAUUUAAUUAAUCAUAUCUUUUCUGCAUUAUUAUGCAAAGAAGUAUUCUAUAUACCAUUAGAUAUUUAAAUAAUUUUUUUUCAUUCUCGCAUACACGCAUUCGGUUCAAUGCGAAAUUUUUCUUCAUUCGAGCACCUCUAGUAUUAAUCUAGGGAGCGUCAAGUUAAGGCUGCAUGCAUUUGAGGUCGCGCAUUGGAUGAAUGGCAAGCUGAAAUUCACUGUUAGUGAUUAUGCAACGCAAUUAAUUCAUUUUUUCACUCCAUGGUUCAAAAUGUGAGCACAUUUCGGUUUUAAUUUGUGCAUGUGGUGUCGUGAAGUGUCUGAAAGCAUUGAUGAGAAAAGGCAGUACCUUUCGAUCAUAUUGAUGUAGGACUUCUUUUUGCAUAACUUGCACAUGAAGAGUUCAUGAAAACAUCACGAACAUAAAAAGUAAUUAUCGCGCAUGUGUAAUGUAAAAAGUAAGUCACCUUUGUGCACGUGAGCGUAACGCUGAAACAGGGUCAGGUCAGUACAAACACCAUGGUGCUGUUGUUGUAGAUACCAAUAAAAAAAGAGACACUGAAAACAAAUAAUACAUCAAAAAAGUCUGGUAAGAUAGUCUUUCGCUACUCUAUUACCAUUCUCUGGAGUUAAAACAUAUUAAACAGUACAGUAAAAACUCGAUCUUACGAAACCCGAUUUUACGAAUUUCCCGAUAUAAAGAAGAAAUUUCCGUUCCCCGGCAGGUACCUGUAGGGCUCAGUGUUGUCAUCGACCCGAAUAAACCAAACUAACUUGUCCGAACUCGAUGUAACGAAGUUUUUCUCGAAAUCAGUGAUUAAACUGAAAACGGUGAUUUCUUUCUUAUUUUGACGUGGACAGGUUUCUCUUCAAGCGCGCGCUCUAAAGCUAUCGCGUUAAAACAUCUGGGCACCAUGGUCACGGCGCUAGCUUUAUUCUGACGAGGCUCCACGUCGCACUCAUGUGCAAACAGUGGACUCCACACCGCCUCAGUAUGGGCGGAGGGGGUUGCUUUCGUUAUUUCAUGACUAAUGCGACAGAUGGUGAGGUUAGUGGCAAAUACGAUGCCGCGGUAGCUUUUGCGCGUUGCUACGUUGAAAUUUUACAUUUCGAAAGACCGAAAAACUUAUUUCUCAGUUUUACGAACUUCUCUGUUUAACGAAGUAAUUCGAGCGUGGCCAUCACUUCGUUAAGCCGAGUUUCAACUGUAUUUGAAUAAAGUAGGCCGAAGUUCGCUUUUUGAAUUUCCCGCCGUAGUCAUGACGCCGACGACGUCACUGGAGGAAUAGCGGGUUUUGACGUGUUAUGGGUAUAAUUCGGCCGUUUUCGCGCAGGAAACGAAAACCCAUAGCACUCCACGUUUAGAUUUUCCGUACAUUCCAAUACGAUGCAGCCUUCUCCCGAACAUUUCAACACAUCACCAGCGGCGAACAGACUGCACCAAAAUUUAUGACGUUAGGCGUUGCUGGUGCGGAAAUCGAACGCUAGCAUCACCUCUCGCCUUCCUUUUUGAAAUCCGUCCUGGUCCUUAUUGGAAUCCGUCCUGGAUUUAUUAAGCCUACUCUUAUGGUAACUCAUGCAAGUGGCAUCCCAGAAAAUAAAUCUAUCAAUUGAACUUAAUUUAUUAUUUCAUAUUGGUGUCUCUUUUGUACACAAUUUAACAGCUCUCGUAAAGUUUGCUUUGAAACAUAGCGACGUAAGUUAAAAUUUUUAAUAUUGCUGUCUGUGUUAGAUAUGAGAACUUGAAUGCAACACGCUGAUGUUUAGAUAAGUGUGAUUUCGUGAGCAAUCGGUGAAUACAGCUUGUGAGAGUUUGCUAAACAAAAGCCACAAUGGUCGCAGUCCAAGCUUCAUUCGAAUCCAGGUAUGUUUGCUCAGCGCUCUUAGUGUUCUUAAUGUUCUGAGUGUGCAAUCAUCGUCGGUUGAUAACCCCUUGACUUGUGUAUCUUUUCUCGCGCUUGCACUACAUAAUCGAGAUGGCGAAGUCCUCAGUGCAGAAUGUAUAAUUGACGUAAUAGUGCUGCUUAAUGUUUAAGAGUGAAGCUUGGACUGCCGCCGUUCCCUUAAGAGACCACGUGACUCAAGUUCACCUGUGAUAUCUUGUACAGAAGUAUCGGCAGACAGGCGCAUACGUUAAACUGUGCGGAAAUGUCCUAUCUUGCAGUGACACAGACAUUUACUGAUAUUUUUUAAUGCUUAAAUCCUAGAAACUUGCGGUACACAGAGGAAUAGUUGAAUCCAAACGAUGUUACUUGAAGCCGACUUUUGUUUAUGUGCGCGAUCACAUAGAUUCGUCACUAUGCACCGAACACCGUAUUGGCAGUGAAUCAACUUGUGACGUAUGCAGUGGUUGCACAUGUUGCUUAUGCGGAGAUUAACAUCAAUGUUUACGGGUGGCGUUUUAUUGUGUGCCCCCAGUUUGCACGCUUGCGUCUUUGCAAGGAAGAAAUAAAGAAAAAAGGUAUGUCGAAACUAAGCUGA
Messenger RNA from Dermacentor andersoni, 8763 nucleotides. RefSeq names its product sodium- and chloride-dependent glycine transporter 2-like. Gene Ontology annotation, biological process: amino acid import across plasma membrane; sodium ion transmembrane transport; nitrogen compound transport. The record is from RefSeq and is a predicted model, not a curated record. Lineage: Eukaryota; Metazoa; Arthropoda; Arachnida; Ixodida; Ixodidae. Gene Ontology annotation, cellular component: plasma membrane. Gene Ontology annotation, molecular function: glycine transmembrane transporter activity; amino acid:sodium symporter activity.